CGGCCUCGACGGCGGGCCUAGGCAGCCGCGGCCGUGGGAGGCCCGUGAGGAGAAGGAGGAAGCGGCGGCGGCGGCGGCGGCGAUGAAGCUGAGCACGCAGGCCUACUGCAAGAUGGUGCUGCACGGCGCCAAGUACCCGCACUGCGCCGUCAACGGGCUGCUGGUGGCCGAGAAGCAGCCGCCUCAGCCGGGCCAGCGGGGCCGGGAGCGGGAGAGGGAGCCGCCGCCGCCGCCGCCCCCCCAGACGCUGCUGGUGGACUGCAUCCCGCUCUUCCACGGGAGCCUGGCCCUGGCGCCCAUGCUGGAGGUGGCGCUCAGCCUGAUUGAUUCUUGGUGCCGAGAGAACAGCUACGUAAUAGCUGGCUACUACCAAGCAAAUGAACGUGUGAAAGAUGCCAGUCCAAACCUGCUUGCCGAAAAAGUUGCCUCCAGGAUUGCAGAAAACUUCAGUGAUACAGCCCUCAUAAUGGUGGAUAACACUAGAUUUACAAUGAAGUGCCUAAAGCCAGCAGUUCAUGUGUAUGAACACCACGAAAAUAAAUGGAGAUGCAGAGACCCACACAGUGAUUAUUGCGAAGAUUGGAUAGAAGCCCAAAGGAUCUCCGAAUCCCUUUUGGACAGCCGGUCCUAUGAAACCCUGGUGGAUUUCGAUAACCAUUUAGAUGACAUUCGGAAUGACUGGACAAACCCAGAGAUUAACAAGGCGGUUUUGCAUCUCUGCUAAGAAGAUUCCCACCGACUUGACCUGCUGGGGAUUUUCACUGUGCCGAAGAAAGCAAAAAAAGAGCAUUAAUUUUCAGAUGUAAAUAGAGAGAAGUAACGGUUCCUUCAGGUGAGUGAGGCCCAUCCCUUAGAAAAGGACGUGUUGCCAUGCAGUCAAGCCUUUUUAAUGAGAACCUUUGGGACAUCCACCAGAUUUGGAAGCCUUUUUCUGUCCCAUCGUCCUUUUGUCCUUCUGCUGAUGCGUUCUUGUUACUCUCCAACUAGAGUCUAGUAGUUCCAAAUCGUUCGUAUUAAAAAGUUCUGAUUUAACUUUUCAUAUCCUUGAGAGAUAAAUUUUCUAAAAAAAAAAAAAGAUUUAUGAAAUAUUUCAGAGAGCUAACAGCUAGUUUUAUUUUUAAAGAAGCUGCAUCUAAAUAAACAAUUGAACUUUACAUGGUCAGGUCAGUUUUGGAAGCUCUUAUUCCAAGGGCUGAUUUCUGGACAUGGUUGCAGUUGACGAAUAUAUCAUGCAGGGAGAAAACAACUUGAGGCAACUCCCCAGGGGCUGCCAAGUUUCUUUACUUAUUCUGGGAAUGUUGCAAUUUUUCUGACUCUCCAGCUCGAGUGUUAAAAGAGUCUGUUUGGCUUCCCUUUGAACAAAACAGAAUUCGCCUUCCUUGAAUUCAGUAUGAAUGGAAUAGACCAAACAGCCAAGAGAAUUAUAAAUACAUGUUUUUGUUCACAAAAAGCAAACUCUAUUCUCUUUCUUCUUGCAUCUGGGGGAAAGAAAUGUAAUUUCUUUGAUGUUUAAUUGCACAAACAGAGGAAGAGAAGUUAACAGCCAUGGAUUUCAAUUCCUGAACCAAUUCUGAUGGAGGUAGCCUCUAACCCAGUACACCCCCUUUGCGUUGCCCCUUCAGGGCAGCUGUGAGUCGUGCUUUUCCAACAGACUCCUCUGAUAUGCCAAUUCUGUUCUGGGCCUCCCAAGUUCUGAAUAGUUAUUCAGGUUUUUCCAAGUCCGGAAAGAAUCACCCGCUGCGAUUGAGUGCAAACUUUUAAUCUUUGCACACUAAGGGGAGAAGAAUGUGCAGCCCCCCCUUUAAAAUCAGCGCACUCCAAAUCUUUUGCUCUGGAAAACCUCCCCAUCCAACCCCUUCCGUCGAGGUGCUGGUCCCUUCCCUUCCAUAGCAUGCACACACAUUGCUGGACACAUCUCCUGUCGCCCGUCUAGUGAAAGUCAGUGUUGAAGAGCACAACGGUUGAUCUUCCAGCGCUGGCCUUCCUGUUCAUUUUCAUGCUUUUUCCUUGCAAGCAAAUGUUACGGCAUGUUAGCAGUUGGGUUUCCUGUUGAGCUGUUUGGAUCCGGCUUGUAAUAUAAUGGUUUUGUGGUGUAAAAUGUAAAAGAGUCUUUAAAACAAUAUAAACCUGUGAUACCUUGGGAUUUUUUUCUUCUUCUUCUUCUUUUUUUUUAAAGGACAACUUUUAGCACGGAUCGGUGCAUCUUCCUUGUGUUGUUUUUACAUGUCUGAUUUGUUUGUUUGUUUGUUUGUUUCUCCCCACCCCACCCCCGACUGAUCCCUGUAUUAAUGCAACCUUUUAUUUAUGGCAUAUUCAAUAUCUCAAAAAGUAAUCGGGCUUUUAUGUUGCUUUCUUUCCUUCACUUCCUUGAAAAUAAAGCUGAUGAAACAAG
Messenger RNA from Ahaetulla prasina, 2392 nucleotides. RefSeq names its product ER membrane protein complex subunit 8 (gene EMC8). Bases 83 to 724 code for a protein of 213 amino acids. The transcript has 5 exons. Gene Ontology annotation, cellular component: EMC complex. NCBI's taxonomy places the organism in Eukaryota, Metazoa, Chordata, Lepidosauria, Squamata, Colubridae. The record is from RefSeq and is a predicted model, not a curated record.